GUGAGCGGUACAGAAAAAUGAUAGACACAGAAAUUGUCAACAUGAAAGUGUACGAUAUAAGAUUUCCAACAAAUAUGUGGAAUACUGGAAAUGAUUCAAUGCAUACGUAUACCAACCAUGCCUGUACGUAUGUAAUAAUCCAUACUAACACGAAAUAUAAAGGAUACGGCAUUGCAGCCACUUUAGGAAGAGGAAAUGAAUUUGUGGUACAAACUUGCGAGCUUAUGUCCAAAUUCAUAAAGAAACGAACGACCACAGAAAUCUAUUCAAAUUUUGCAUCAUUUUGGAGAGAGUUAACAAACGACGUGGAACUUCGAUGGCUAGGGGUGGAGUGCGGUGUGGUACAUUUAGCUACAGCAGCUAUCGUGAAUGCCUUGUGGGACCUAUGGGCACAUAUCGAAGAUAAACCCGUCUGGAAGCUGCUUACGGACAUGACACCCGAACAGCUCGUUUCCACUGUGGAUUUUAAAUACAUUAGAGAUGUGGUGACUGAGGAGGAGGCGAUAGAAAUGCUCAAGAAAGAACAGUCAAGUAAAGAGGAAAGGCAGAAGAUAUUAGAAAGUAAAGGAUAUUCGGCAUACACGGCCGAUAUCGGAUGGUCUUUCAACAACCAACAAAUUAGAAGUGCUUGCAAAAAAUUCAAGAAACUCGAGUUUAAUGAGUAUAAGACAUAUGUGGGUCCUACCAUCUCCAUGAGCUGGAAGAAGUGUAACCUGAUACGAAACGUGAUAAGCAAGCGUAAAGACAAGACAUUGAUAGUGGACGCGAAUCAAUUUUGGGACACGCCCGAAGCAAUAUUUUCUGUGAAAGGUUUCAAUCAAUUACAUCCCUAUUGCAUAGAAGAACCAACAUCUCCCGAUGAUGUUCGUGGACACGUUGAUAUACAAAAAGAACUAAAAAUGUUUAAAUAUCCAGUACGAGUUAGUUGCGGCGAAACGUGCGCGAAUCGCGUCUUAUUCAAACAAUUCUUAAAAUAUGGUGGAAUUGAUUUUUGGAACAUUAACGUAGGCAGACUCGGUGGAGUUAAUGAAGCUCUAGCUGUAUACUUUAUGGCAAAAAAACAUUCAAUACCGGUGUGGGGGCAUGCUGGUGGAGUUGGCUUAGGCGAGAUGAACCAACAUCUUCAAAUAUGGAAUUUUAUUUGCUUAAGUGCACUCACGGAUACUAAGAUAGAAUACACUAGUCAUCAGCACGGAUACUUUAAAGAUCCUGUAUUUAUUAGAAACGCUGCUUACCUAUUGCCUAAUCGUCCAGGAUUUUCGACUCAGCUUAAGGACAAAUGCAUUGUGCGAUGGUCUUAUCCAGAAGGUACACGAUGGCAACAUCUGAUUAAAACAAAACGCUUCAAGAACGAACUUAAUUACAAAACCAGAUUUUAA
Cyphomyrmex costatus is the source of this 1379-nucleotide messenger RNA. Its product is annotated as mitochondrial enolase superfamily member 1. Gene Ontology annotation, molecular function: magnesium ion binding; hydro-lyase activity. Lineage: Eukaryota; Metazoa; Arthropoda; Insecta; Hymenoptera; Formicidae. Gene Ontology annotation, biological process: carbohydrate catabolic process; amino acid catabolic process. The record is from RefSeq and is a predicted model, not a curated record. The coding region runs from base 18 to 1379 and encodes 453 amino acids. The transcript has 6 exons.